UUCUUCCUCUUUUCUUUCUUAUAAAAACAUUCAGGAAGGAGCGCGAGUAUUUUUUCAACGACAGUGACCGGAACGAAAAAGUAUUUUUAUUAUUUUUUAUUUUUUUGCUGACACACGCAAAGUUAGAUGUGAAGUUAGUUAGUGCCUCCGCCACCGUAACGAGAAAGGCUGGCGGAGUAAUCUUGUUGGUGUUUACGGUGUGAUUUGUAACGCACGCGGUCUCCGUACGCAAGCUCGCGUGCACCCCGGAGCAACUUGUGUUCAUCCGCGUGCGCCUGUUAGCUGCUCUUUAGCGCCUCGCAUCACGGGCAGCCAGGAUAUGAAGUGAAGUAUGCUGCUUGGGGACCAGUUUGAUGCUAAGUGUCAAUGUUCUUGGACGAAGACAGAAAACUCAUUUCUGAUUGGAGGAAUGAGUACCUUGAAAUUCAGCACAUGUGAUUUGGGGGGCAUUCAGUGUUUUACCUACACUAGAAGAGAAGAUUGCUUUGAAUAAGCGAGACCUUCAAUAAGUUUUUAAGUCAUGAUGCAAGAAUCUGGGACAGAGACAACAAGUAAUGAACCAUUUAAUCAAAAUGGAAGCGCAAGCAUGGAGAAUGAUUCCAAAGAAGGACAACGCGAGAGUGCUACGCCAUCAGUGGAAGUGACUGCAGCUGAUAUUGUGCAUCUCCAACAGCACCAGACUCUCCAGAUAGCUCGGCAGUUACUUCUGCAGCAGCAGUUUCAACAAAACGCUGGCCGCAAAUCCCCCAGAGCAAACGACAAAGACCAAAGCCUACAGGUUCCAGUGUCAGUGGCUAUGAUGACACCUCAAGUGAUAACUCCUCAGCAGAUGCAGCAGAUCCUUCAGCAGCAAGUCCUGAGCCCUCAGCAGCUCCAGGUUCUUCUCCAGCAGCAGCAGGCCCUCAUGUUACAGCAGCAGCAACUCCAAGAUUUCUACAAGAAGCAGCAGGAACAGCUCCACCUCCAGCUCCUCCAACAGCAUGGAGGGAGCAAGCAGAAUAAAGAGCAGCAGGUGUCAGCACAGCAUUUGGCCUUCCAGCAGCAGCUCCUUCAGGUCCAGCAGGUCCAGCAGCAACAUCUGCUCAACCUUCAGAGGCAAGGGCUGCUCACUAUCCAGCCUGGACAAACGGGCCUGCCGCUGCAGUCCCUCACACAUGGCAUGAUUCCUGCAGAGCUGCAGCAGCUAUGGAAGGAGGUAACAAAUGCUCAUGUGAAGGAGGAGCACAACAGCAGCAACAAUGGCCACCGGGGCCUUGAUCUGUCCUCCCCGGCACCACCAAAGAACCCUCUCCACAACCAGCAUACCCCCACCAAUGGACAGUACAUGAGUCAUAAGAGAGAAGUAUCCACAAUAGAAGACUGCCACCCCCACAGUCAUCCGCUAUACGGUCAUGGUGUUUGCAAGUGGCCUGGAUGUGAAGCAGUGUUCGAUGAGUUCCAUUCCUUCUUGAAGCAUCUUAACAAUGAGCACGCUUUGGAUGACAGGAGCACCGCCCAGUGUCGAGUGCAAAUGCAGGUCGUACAACAGCUGGAGCUGCAGCUAGCGAAAGACAAAGAGCGUCUGCAAGCAAUGAUGACACACCUUCAUGUUAAAUCUACAGAGCCCAAAGCCACCCUGCAACCGCUCAACUUGGUGUCCAACAUUACAUUGUCAAAGUCCGCCCCUCCUGAAGCCUCUCCUCCGCUGAGUCUCCCCCAGACCCCCACCACGCCCACAGCACCGCUCACCCCCCUGUCUCAGACUCAUUCUGUCAUCACGGCCAACAACCUCCACAGCAUGGGCCCCAUGCGACGGCGUUACUCUGAAAAAUACAACAUGCCCAUCUCUCCAGCUUUUUUUGUCAUUGCAGAUCUCAGUCAGAACAAAGAAUUUUACAUGAAUGCAGACGUUAGACCACCUUUCACGUAUGCCUCAUUAAUAAGACAGGCGAUCCUCGAAUCUCCGGAAAAGCAGCUAACACUAAACGAAAUCUACAACUGGUUCACACGAAUGUUUGCAUAUUUUAGACGCAACGCAGCAACGUGGAAGAAUGCAGUCCGGCAUAAUCUUAGUCUACACAAGUGUUUUGUGCGAGUAGAAAACGUAAAAGGGGCUGUGUGGACAGUGGACGAAAUAGAGUUCCAAAAGAGACGGCCUCAAAAGAUCAGUGGAAGUCCAGCAUUGGUGAAGAAUAUUCAGACAAGCUUGGGCUAUGGGCCGACCCUUUCCGCUGCAUUCCAGGCUUCAAUGGUGGAGAACAACAUACCUCUAUACACAACGGCUUCCAUUGGAAGUCCCACCCUCAACUCCUUGGCAAACGCCAUCCGUGAAGAGAUGAAUGGAGCAAUGGACCAUGGAAACAGCAACGGCAGUGACAGCAGCCCAGGACGCUCGCCACUGGCAGCUAUGCAUCACAUCAGCGUCAAAGAGGAACCACUGGACCCGGAGGACCACGAAGGACCUCUCGCCCUGGUAACGACUGUCAAUCACAGUCCCCACUUUGACCACCACAGAGAUUACGACGACGACCAGGGCCAUGACGACAUGCUGUGAAGACUGCGCGUUCAUCCGGGAGACGCACAAUGAACAGCUGUCUCAAACGCUGAUGGCCAAUGUCGCCGAGUAUCUUUUUAGUGCCAUAACAAGACAUUGCAACACAAAACAUCCCACAAGUGGGUCCUUUUCCCUCCCCGAUCACUUUUUACUUUUGAAGUCAAAACAACUUUUGCUUUCUACUUUGUGUCGGAUGGAUCAGUUUGGUACGCGGCGACGAGCUCGCCUCACAGAUGAGAGACCAGAAGGGGACAGAGAUCCUUGCCACGCAGCCAGGACGGACGGCAGACUGUGGCAGGGUUACAUCCAUCUCUUACCCCCCCCCCCCCCCUCACACUAUAUGCCCCCUCCCCACAUCAUGCCUGCCUGAGGACACACAUAUUGACACAGACCAAGUGACUGACAUGCCAUUUAGGGGAACGUGCUUUCACUGCCUUCAACACUUUGCAUCGCAAUGAGUCCAUCUACUGUGCGAGGGGUGUUUUUAUUUGUUUGUUUGGGGUUGUUGUUGUUUUUUUUGGUGGCGGGGUGGGGGGGGGUGGGGGGGGGUGGGUGACAGUUAAGACUAUCAACACAAUGUCUUUCCAUCAUUCAAUGCUGUUUAUGAUGUCUCUUUUUUUUUUUUUUUUUUUUUCCUCUAAACUCAUCAGACCUCAUGUCCGUGCUGUGGAGAUUGUGUUUUCUGCACUUGAUGAUGAAUGUUUAUGAUUUCCUCUAAUGUUGUUCUUUAAAAAAAACAAAAAAACAAAAAAAAACACACACACACACACCCGAAGCAGAAUGUCUGACACAGUGUAUCAUUUUUCUGUCAUUUAUUCUAGGGAGAAAAAACAAACAAACAAAAAAAAACAAAAUAUAUAUAUAUAUAUAUAUAUAUAUAUAUAUCUUGACUAUUCACCACCUCUGCGCCCCCUUCACCACCCCCUUUCACGAAGUCCACCGGCCUAUGAUGAAGGCGCUCUCCACGCGUCAAUGAAGCCUAGUGUAAGAUGCGAAUGAAUGACAGAGAAAUUAUACAGGUUAUGUUUUAUCCUCGUGACGUUCCACUUUUAAACACGGCUGAGCCGCGAGACACUUUCUGAUCACUUGCAAGCGGCGAGCAGUUUAGCGAGGGAAAAUGAAAAUGUCAGGUGUGCACCAGCGGGAUAAUCAUUUCAACUCAUUCCUGUACGUAGCUGCCAUUGUUGAUCAGAUGGGUGGAUUUCUCCACUCUGUAAUUUCCUUCUGUCCAGCUGAAAGACAAACUUGCAUUCCCUGAGUGUUUGUUCAGUAUCAUGCGCCAGACUAGUUUGACCUGAGAGUUCAUCAUUUCACAGCAGAUGAAACGCUUUUCCUUUCAUGUCGGGAAAGGGUCCAAGACUUUGCAACAAAUGUUGUCGGCUCUCGAUAGAGCCAGGAGGAGGGUCUGAACACACAAACACAGCCAUUUCAGACAGCAAUCUCAUCUACUUGAUGCAAAAUCUUACCAAUACUAUACGUCUUAUUUCUAGUCAAAAACUCACUUGAAUACACUUAAAAUAAGACUCAUCGCUUACAAUGUAACUUGUUUUUAGACCAUUUUCACUUGUUUCCGGCAACAUUUUCACUUGAAAUUUGACAUUGUAAUCAUAACAACAAAAACUUACUCCACUGACAAUUCUUUUCCGACUCAUGUCAAAGCAAACAUUUGUUUGAAACAAGUGACAAUUGUUGAAAAACAAGUUACUUUUUAGGCGAUGAGCCUUAUUUUAAGUGUACGGUAAUCCCACGUUUAUCGUGGGGGGUUAGGUUCCAGACCACUCCCGCAAUAGGUGAAAUCCACAAAGUAGCAAGCUCAUAUUUUUUUUAAAAUGUAUUAAUAUUAUUGUAUUUUAAAGCUCCCUCCCCCCACACUCCGAUUAACCUCUACCAUAACCUCUACUUUUAAACACCUUUUAAUCUCUUAAACAUAUAGCAAAGGACAGUAGCGCUGUACACUAUGUACAUUUUAUUCUUUGUAAUGUGUUUUAAUGAAUUUCUCUUGGUUUUUUGGUUUGUUUGUUAGGCUCGGAAGCAUUUAUAUUACCAUUGAAAACAAUUACAGCAUACAGUCAAAAUCCGGCGAUAUGGUGAAUUAUGUGCAAUAAAUCCGCAAUGGACUGAAUCUGCAAUAGGUGAACCGCGAUAUGGCUAGGGAACCCUGUAAUCAUGUUAAUUUUGACUAAAAAUAAGACAAAUAUUCUUGGGAAGAUUUUGCAUUUUUGCAGUGUUGGUGAGACGGUCACUAAAUUCCACUUGAGAUCAAUGGGGGUUUUUAUCAAGAGCAUAUUUUUAAAUGUUUCUUAUUUUUGGUAUAAUUAUUAGCUUUUUGUGAAUCAUUGAGUACUAAAAAUGGUGCUCUGUCACUACCAAAGAGAUACAAUACUACUAAUUCUAUAACCAAGCAACAAACUGAUCGGGCCAAAUCUGGCUGCUCCUCCUCCAGUUUCCUUUCCCAUCGGUUUGUCAGCUGCGAUCGAGCUGGGAGACGGAAUUGAGGAAAAGGCUCCUCACGCUGGUUUUAAUCAAACCAGGCGUCACAAAAAGGGCAACUGCAGUGACCCAAAAAUGAACGGGAGGCCAUUUUGACCAAAUUAGGGCAACUUUUUGUCUUUGUCGGUGAGCAGAAAAUGAGCUAAAUCUAUUAAAUGAGGAAAACUAUUACAGGGAAUCAAGAGAUAAUAAACAAAAUCAAACAAAAAGCUUUGCCGAGACCAAUGAGCAACUGGACCACACAAUGACCCCAUGUUUCGUUUCUCCAUCCCCUAUCCAUGGCUAUCAUUUGGAAUGAUUGUAUGCCUGUUUUUAGAUGUUUUGUGCGUCUUGACUGGGUUCCCAUGUACCCCAACGUUGACAAGACAUUACGAUUGUUUUUAAGUUUCUGUAUUACUUUUUAUAUUAAAAAAACGCACUCCUGUCAACUAUUAAGCUGGGUACAAGGUACUUUGUAGCAGUUACUAUUAUCGAUGACUACGUUUAAUGCUCAUUACCGAAAAAAGGAAAAGUCCAAUUUGCGAUUUCCAAAUGAGGCAUUUUUCCGAGGAUCAUGAGAACCGGGUCAGACUUGCCCACCAACCUCCAGUCUCUACCUAGUGUGUUUGCUUUUGAAAAAGGGGAAAGACAGCCUCAAACAUUUUAAGCAUGUGAAGCUUGACAUUUCUAAAGAUGACAGCAUGAGAAAAGAGUUCAUACAGCAACGGGAAAUGAUUCGUUUACAUCCAGAUUUCGCUCAGUUGUUCUCUUGUCUUGCAUGUGUAGAAAGAAAGUGGCAAAAGUGUUUUGGAAAAUGUCUGUCUUCAAGGUUCCAUCUUUCAUUUGGCGACGCAGCAAACACUCAGCUGUGUGUUUGUCACCACUCAGUCUUGUGUGGGAUGAAGCAAAGCGACGCCUUUAAGGGUGCUAAAUUAGGUUUGUUGUUCUCGUUCUGAGUCAGUAAAGAUUUCGUCUUUCCCCUCACUUCUCUCAAAGAUGCAUUUGUGCUGUUGCUUUAUCACAACUGCUUCGUGUUGACAUUGAGCAAAACUGCUGUAUGUAUUGGGAUAUCAAACUGUGCUGCACAUGUAUUCAACUUAGUAAUUCUUGCUUUUAAAAUUUCGAAAAUCAUCAAGGCAGGAGGGGGUGGGCUGAGAGCCAAUUUUGGAUUUUCAACUGUAAUAUAGGAACAGACUUUUCUCUGUUAUCAUUGAAUUUAAGGCUUUUUGUACAGAUUUUUCCCUUUUUGUGUUUUUGAUACUUCCUUUUAAUGGUCCAACCACUGCCUUCUGUGGCCAUAUGUGAAACAUUAUUGCUCAAGAAAAGGCCACACAUAUGUAUUUCCUCUUUAGGAUGGAGAUGUGUUGCAUGACAGUCCUGGCUCGCAGAAGAGGGGCUUAUGGUUGAAGUGGUCCGUAAUAAUAUAAGGGUGUAUUACGCUAAUAAUAUUUUAUAUGGAGGUAAUAGGAAAAAGACAAAUAUGCAGUGCCAAGAUGUAAAAGGUGUAAAGACUAUUGUUAAAUACUGCCUCCUUCGUUUUUGCUUUAUUUUUUAAGGAAAAUGAUCAGAUGUGUGUCAAAGAGUUUCCCUCAUCCUUUUUUCUCAUUCAAGAUUUCAUUGUAAGUGGACAGAGGUUAAAAGCUUCGAGACUAAGCUUCACUUGUCACAGCACACUGAGCUAAGAAGCCAUCGUUGCAUCCACCGUCAACCAUUGAGCCCGCUGUAAUUGCGUUGGAUUUCCACCUCUCCUACCAUACGCUUAUAUGCAGAUGGCGGGUGGGGGGAGGGCCAGCUUGGCAGCCCGGAAAGGCCAUUAUCUCAUCUUGCAGCAGCUUGUCUUUCUUUUCUUUUAUUUAUUUGAGGAUGAACUAUGUACUUUCUUUUCCUUGUUUUUUUUUUAUGUAGAGUAAUCAUUUGCUCCUCUCUUCCAUGAGUGUGUCACCUCAUCAUUCCUUGUCUAACUGAUGCAGACCAGUGAGACCACUCUGUUGUAGUUAGUGCCAACUACUGACAUGAGCGUUCUAA
Messenger RNA from Phycodurus eques (leafy seadragon), 7027 nucleotides. RefSeq names its product forkhead box P1b (gene foxp1b). The transcript is spliced from 20 exons. Gene Ontology annotation, biological process: regulation of transcription by RNA polymerase II. Gene Ontology annotation, cellular component: nucleus. Bases 521 to 2533 code for a protein of 670 amino acids. NCBI's taxonomy places the organism in Eukaryota, Metazoa, Chordata, Actinopteri, Syngnathiformes, Syngnathidae. The record is from RefSeq and is a predicted model, not a curated record. Gene Ontology annotation, molecular function: DNA-binding transcription repressor activity, RNA polymerase II-specific; RNA polymerase II cis-regulatory region sequence-specific DNA binding.